AUGCAGCAGUCAAGACUGCACGUCCCCAUGCAUUUGGGCCAGGCUGACAACGUACAUGUUUCGGCUCCGCACCAAACAGCAUCGCUCUGCUCCGAUGGUCUUUCUCAAUCCCGCAUGCCAACGGACGCGCUUGCUCCUUCGCUUAGUCUGCUGCCUCCCGAUCUGUUACAGUCGAACCAGCAGCACCUGCUUCCGUCUUUUGCUUCACUCGCUUCCUCUCCGUCCGGCACGUCCGCUUCGCUACUGCCCCACGUGCAAAAACAGCUGCAGCCCACUGCUCAAAGUCUCAUUGCACAGCAGCAGGCUCGUAGCUCGUCAUCGCAACAAACACCAUUGCCCGUGAGUCAACCGUCGCACCAGCAGAAAUCGCAUCAGCCUGCACAGCAGCAACCUCGGUCCUCCCAUCAUAGAGAGCAGCAACAAAAACAUGAAAAGCAACAGCGGCAUCAACAUCAGCUUCCAUCAGGUCAGCAAGCCAACAUUCAUCUCAACGCGCAGCAGCAGCACCCAUCAUCAGCACAGCCGCAACAACCGCCGAGCCUUGCUCACCUGCUCGGUUCCAUUCCAGCCACCCUCGCUGGUUCACAGCCUUCUCUUGUGCAAGAACAUGCUUCGAUUUUGAAUGACGCUCGAUCUGCGGUCUCGAGCUUUUCGCAAUCGUUAUGCGUUGUCAAACAAGCCACACCAGCAGAUCAAAGCGAUAUCCGCAACAUCAUCUCCCUUCUCGAGCGUGCAUCUCAAAAUCUCGCUUCCGAGCUCAAUGAGGGGUGUAACAAGCUUCGUGCAUUGUCCAGCUCACCAGCUUACAACAACUUGGCGGGUCUGCUCAACGCUACAGGUGCUAGUCUGCUCGGCCAAGGCUCUAAUUUAGGGCACGAUCUGUUUGGAGGGGUGCAUCCUUUUGGUAUGCCUGACUCUAACGCGCAGCAGCCACAACAGCAAGCCCAGCAACAGCAGCAGAACAUGUCAGGUUUGCCCUUUGAUCUCGGCAUUGGCUUCCAACAACAAUCGGCAAGCAACGGUAUCUUCAACUUGAACGGCACAUUUUCCAACGACAUUGGCGGAAGAGCCAAUGGACAACAGGGUGCAGGCGCAAACACAUCACCAUUUUUGCCCGCCCUUCUGGCGCAAUACCUCUCGCAAAGCACAGAUCCAUCUAGCCGUAACGGCGCGUUGUCACUUUUCCAGUCGCUCAAUAAUGGAAACGCCAAUGGACCUUUUCCCAAUUCCAUGCAAGGCUUAGAUGCAUUGUUGAACCAGGGGUUGCCGCACCAACAACACCUUCUGCAGCAUGGUCAGCAAACUCGUACAGGCAUGUCUGAUAUGGACCGCGUUCAACUCAACAAUCCAUCAUCUGCACCACAGCUCGCCAAUGGCGCUCCGCUGACCAACGCUGCUGCCCUCACUGCCCUGACCUCGCUCGGGAUCACGCCCACGAUGCUCGAAGCUUUAGGCCUCAAUUCUGUAGCACAGCAAAUGCUCGAUGCUUCCGUCGAUAGCGGUCGCACGCGGGAAGCUUCGAUUAAACCUUCUCGUCAAGCUCAUGAUUCUCCUGGAAUUCGCGACGAGAACCCCAAGCCGGAUCAGAACGGCCUCAUCUCGGAGCCAGCACGCAAGAAGAGAAAGCAUGGCCGGUCGAGAGCCGUUGACACUUCGCCUCUCGUCACCGGCGAAGCGAACAGUUCCAAGCAGACUUCCGAUGCACAGGACCCCAGCACUUCGCGUCCGAGCCAAUCUGCUCCAGUCCACAUUACUCCCUCCAAGACUCCGACAUUCCCUGCCCAUCUGAAUCGUAACCCAAACAACCCGAACGUGGCCGAGCGUUCGGACACCUCAAGGCGUAUUCCUACCCUUGGGGUCGGUCUCCGACAAGAGGGCGACAAGCGCUAUCGAAAUCGCAAGCUCUUGCGCGACCUGAGAGAGCAUCUGUAUCGCUGGUUGGGCACCGACGAGUUCCGCAAACUUCGCAAUACAUAUAAGGUAGCCGAAUGGGUUCCGAAUCCACGCCUGACCGAAGAAGAAAAGCGAAUCUUGGCCUCGUUGCCCGCCGGUGCCGUCGCGCAACCUCCGAUCACGACACACAUCUUUCACGUCGAUUUCACCAGUCGCGACUAUUACCGCACCAACCAGUCGCUCAUUGAAGCCAUCGUAGCGGAAGCAUCGAGGAAGGUGGAGGCUAAACCCGAGGCUUAUUCGAUCGUACCUGGGACGAUUGAUCGCGAUCAUUUGGAAGAUGUGGCCAAGGACUUGAUGGAUUCGGCGAGGUCUGGAUUCCGCAUGUCUCUGCGAACGGGCCUGCAAGCUGAGAAGGAGGACAAGGAGAAGCAUGAGAAGUAUCGAGGCGCCGAGCGAGCCAAAACUAAAUGCCGAAAUCGCGAGAUCGGCGCGGGUCGGUUGCGUCACGCCAUCCCGAAGCAGCUGCUGAUACCGGGUGCUUACUCGGACGAUGCUGCCAGCGACGAAGAUUUGCACGGCCUGACCAGAUCGGAAUGGAAGCGGCAACGUCUGCGCAAGCUACGCAUCGCUAAGGGAUGGGAAGCGGUCACCCCAAAGUGGAGGAACAAGCAUCUCACUCGUGCCUACCACAAGGCUGACAUUGUGAGCAAGAGUAAGCAGAUGGCGCGUUGGCGUCGCGACGAUCUCGUCGACCUGCCCAUUCCCAUCAAGCUGUACGGCAAACUGUUGCCCAAGCAGUUGUUUGAUCCGGAUUGGUUGGCCGAGCAUCGGAAGGAGCUGGAAGAUGAACCGUACUGCAUCCGCAUCAACGAUAAUGAGAUUGACGGGUGGGACGAAGCGCACCAUCCGCUGGGGGAGGAUACGAGCGACGAGAUGGAGUGGAGCGAUACAAAGGAGAGUGUGAUGCGCGAUCGACACUCGGUGAGUGCUAGUGGCAGGCAUCGCGGGAAUACGACGAAUUUGCCGGCUUCAGCCACGGCGACUGGGAGCAAGCCGAUCGAGGGCGAGGUAAAGACUGGUUCCACUACGCCAGUUGCUGCUGGUGGUGGCGGCGGCUCAGGUGGAGCAGCGACGGCGGUAAAAGAGUCACCAGACACACCUGCACCAGCAGCAACCAAGGAUACCCUAUCCACUACGACCAACAGGCGCACAGUCGCGGUCGAGGCAGCAGCGUCGGAUGGUUCUGGUGCCAGCAGCGUCUCGUCUAGCUCCCGAUCCGCUGCUUUCGAUGCCGGUGAUACAGCUGGGAGCGACACGGAUUCCGACUCUUCUAUCGCCGCAGCUGACGCCGUCGACGAUUAA
Mycosarcoma maydis (corn smut) is the source of this 3258-nucleotide messenger RNA. RefSeq lists its product as uncharacterized. NCBI's taxonomy places the organism in Eukaryota, Fungi, Basidiomycota, Ustilaginomycetes, Ustilaginales. The transcript has a single exon. The record is from RefSeq and is a predicted model, not a curated record. The coding region runs from base 1 to 3258 and encodes 1085 amino acids.